AUGGGCGGUGCAUUCGAGUCCGGGGCAGAUGACCAGAAAAAGUCAACAGUACUAAGUGACAUUUGUAUAUGUGAAUCAACUCGAGCAGGGUUUUCUAUAUGCCCCUUCCAUUCAUCAUCCGACAACCGCCCAUGUCCUCGAGGGCAGACCACAUUAACACGACUUCCAGCCAUCGAAACUGCUGGAAACAAACGGGAUGGAGCAGGAAAUAAUGCCACAAAAUCUCAUGGUCCAUGGGGAGACGCGAAGGAUGGUAAAGAUCAAAUACAGGAUAUGCUAAGGUUCCCAAGAAUAUGCAAAAAGUGGUCACCACCACCAAGUGGAACACACUUCUUUCAUCUACCGGAAACAGAUACCAACCGGUUACCAACGCACCUACCAUCAGACGCACACAUCAAUCGACAGACAACGGGUCCGACAACAAAUCCGAUAUUACUGCCAAUUGGCUUAACGGAAUCUCAAACGUCGAUUGAGAAACGCAUGCGUCAAAAGAGUAGGAAAGCCAAAAUCGACAUUCAGACGUCAAAAGGAGUAUAUGUGGGUCAAGAACCCGCGGAUAAAAGCACCGAAAUGUGA
Opisthorchis viverrini is the source of this 576-nucleotide messenger RNA. RefSeq lists its product as hypothetical. The transcript has a single exon. Lineage: Eukaryota; Metazoa; Platyhelminthes; Trematoda; Opisthorchiida; Opisthorchiidae. Bases 1 to 576 code for a protein of 191 amino acids. The record is from RefSeq and is a predicted model, not a curated record.